GCAGAGCAUCUUCCUUCUCCUCAUUCACUCACUCUCUCUCUCUCAUCAUUGCCAUAACAACGGAUGCAGCGCAUCGGACUGAUCAACGUUCAUCAGCCGCGCGGGGCGGAAUAAACCCGCACUGGUGCCGUUAAGACUCCGCAAAGGUGACACGCACGCACGCGCCUCUCCGAACUGUUUACGUCUAACCGUUUAAGCCGCUUGAGGGAAAUCCUCACCGGGGUUAUUCGUUAACGGUACAACCGGGGAAAGCGAGGGAAGAAGGAGAAGCCGAGAGCAGGAAGUGCAGCGUGGGAAAGCGGGGAAAAUCUCCGGGGAUCUCCAGCACUCAUUUCUCCAUCUACGGUCCUCCACGUUUAGUUUUUUUCCGCCAUGGCUCAGGAGAACGGAGAGGCCAGCGGGGAUUGCUCGUGGAAGAAGCAGGUCGAUGAUAUCAAGGAGAUGUUUGAAUUCAAAGAGGUGCUUGGGACGGGUGCGUUCUCAGAGGUGGUCCUGGCAGAGAAGAGGUCCACGGGAAAGAUGUUUGCUGUGAAGUGCAUCCCUAAAAAAGCGCUGAAGGGGAAGGAGAGCAGCAUCGAGAAUGAGAUUGCCGUUCUACGCAAAAUUAAACAUGAGAACAUAGUGGCGUUGGAGGACAUCUAUGAAAGCUCCAAUCACCUCUACCUAAUAAUGCAGCUUGUGUCUGGAGGCGAGUUGUUUGACCGGAUCGUGGAGAAAGGUUUCUACACGGAGAAAGAUGCCAGUACACUUAUCAGACAAGUGCUAGAUGCUGUAAACUACCUCCACAGUAUGGGAAUCGUACACAGAGAUCUAAAGCCAGAGAAUCUGCUAUAUUUCAACCCUCAAGAUGGCUCAAAGAUCAUGAUUAGUGAUUUCGGUUUGUCUAAGAUGGAGGGGACAGGAGAUGUCAUGUCCACUGCCUGCGGAACGCCAGGAUACGUGGCUCCAGAGGUUCUCGCUCAGAAGCCAUACAGUAAAGCUGUGGACUGCUGGUCUAUUGGGGUCAUUGCCUACAUCCUAUUGUGUGGUUACCCUCCAUUUUAUGAUGAGAAUGACUCCAAACUCUUUGAGCAGAUCCUGAAAGCAGACUAUGAGUUCGAUGCACCGUACUGGGAUGAUAUAUCUGAUUCAGCAAAAGACUUCAUCAGCUGUUUGAUGGAAAAGGACCCAACAAAGCGAUACACAUGUGAACAGUCCCUUCGACAUCCCUGGAUCGCAGGAGACACUGCACUCUGCAAGAACAUCCAUGAGUCUGUCAGUCGACAGAUGCGCAAAAACUUUGCAAAAAGCAAAUGGAGACAAGCCUUCAACGCCACCGCCGUGGUUCGCCACAUGAGGAGACUGCAGUUGGGCACCAGCAUGGGGAGCAGCAUGGACCAAUCAAACAACGCCAACCAGAACCGCAUACUGAACGCCAACCAGAAUCCAAACCUACCGCCGAACACCACACCAAACUCCACUGCGGCACUUACCCAAAACCACAAAGCUGCUCCCAACGCAAACGCCGUUCUCAUUAACGAUGUGGCCACAGCAACCACCUCUAUACCACGCAAAGACUGUACUGCCCCUCCCCACACCUCCUGUUCCCUGGCAUCAGCUGCUUCCUCCUCUGCCUCAGGGGCGGAGCCCUGCAGGCCACUCCCUUCCUCAGUUGCAUCGGUGAGCACAGUGCUAACUGGGACCAAGUGACGCCAGGUUCUGCGGGGAGAGAGCUGGGAGGCCACUGCCCUGUGAGCCCCGCCCCUCAGCCCGCUCCCUGCCCUGCCGCCAAAUAAGGCAGAGGACUGACCCAUCACCAUAGCAACCACCGUGAGGCUCAAAACACUGCGUGCACCUAACGCACUCCUGCCAUUAAUCCUCCAGGCCACUAGAGGGUGCAAUGCAUGCAGCGGCAGGAGUCAGAGAUUCCAGCAGAAGGCUUCCAUUUUGAGAAGUGAAUUUGUGUGGCUGGACAGAACUGUGAUGUCUUUGCUAUGAGUGUGCUACGAACCUCUCCGGCCGUGAAAAAAACAAACAAAAAAAAAAACGAACGAUGAGCGCAGAGGUUUACGUGCGAAAGCGUGUGCAUGAUCAUGUCCGCACUUAUUGGAGGACAGCGCCAAUGUCAAAUGAUUCUUCUUACUAUAUCGUAACAUGUCUAGCUCUUCCCUCUUACCCUCUACUCACAUAAUCUACUCACGAUUUAUUAUAUUUCUCUUUAGCUACCAUUUUGAUCUUUUGGGGCUUUCCAAUGAUGUGUCGCGCUGACCUGCAGAAGUGCUUUUAAUAAUCACGUUAGACUGUUUUGCGAAAUUUUUUGAGUCGAGACUUCUGUUUGCACAUUUAUACGAGAGAACAGGUAGCGCAAUUGCUAGCGUUUUACGAGGUGGGAGAUUAUUGAUUUGUA
This is a messenger RNA of Carassius carassius (crucian carp), 2386 nucleotides long. It is a transcript of the gene camk1da, whose product is annotated as calcium/calmodulin-dependent protein kinase 1Da. Gene Ontology annotation, cellular component: cytoplasm; intracellular anatomical structure. NCBI's taxonomy places the organism in Eukaryota, Metazoa, Chordata, Actinopteri, Cypriniformes, Cyprinidae. The transcript is spliced from 11 exons. The coding region runs from base 373 to 1689 and encodes 438 amino acids. Gene Ontology annotation, molecular function: calmodulin binding; ATP binding; calcium/calmodulin-dependent protein kinase activity. The record is from RefSeq and is a predicted model, not a curated record. Gene Ontology annotation, biological process: peptidyl-serine phosphorylation.